Messenger RNA from Acanthochromis polyacanthus (spiny chromis), 4981 nucleotides. RefSeq names its product rho/rac guanine nucleotide exchange factor (GEF) 2 (gene arhgef2b). The transcript has 22 exons. The record is from RefSeq and is a predicted model, not a curated record. NCBI's taxonomy places the organism in Eukaryota, Metazoa, Chordata, Actinopteri, Pomacentridae. Gene Ontology annotation, cellular component: cytoskeleton; ruffle membrane. Gene Ontology annotation, molecular function: guanyl-nucleotide exchange factor activity; microtubule binding. Gene Ontology annotation, biological process: positive regulation of neuron differentiation; cell morphogenesis; regulation of Rho protein signal transduction. The coding region runs from base 152 to 2863 and encodes 903 amino acids.
ACGAGGGGAGCUGUCACUCAGAGCAAAGCCCCGCCCUCCAGGCUCAGACUGCGGACUGCUCCGGGACCAGAACCAACACCGUGUUACCGGAUCGUUACUCAGGCUGGGAGCUGAUCGGUUAUUGAUCAGGAUCGAUUAGCGGAUUGGUGGGAUGUCUCGGCUGCUGGAGAGCCGAAGACAGGACAGGAUGAAGGAAAUAAACCUAAAGAAUAAACAGAAGGAGCGUCUGAAGGAGAGGGAGAAGGAGGCGAGAGAGAGGGAGGCCCGGUCCAGCAAUGGUCAUCUGUUCACCUCACUGACGGUGUCGUCCACCACACUGUGCUCCUCCUGCAACCGCAGCAUCACGGCCAAGGAGGCGCUAAGCUGCCCAGCCUGUAAUGUCACCAUCCACAACCGCUGCAGAGACAGUCUGGCCAGCUGUGCCAAGAUGAAGCAGAGGCAACAGAAGCUGGCAUUGGUGAGAAACAGCUCAGCUCUGCAGAACGUUGCCCUGCGGACGAAGACAGCUCCAAUGAUGAAGGAGCGUCCAAGCUCGGCCAUCUAUCCCUCAGACAGCCUUCGCCAGUCGCUGCUCGGGUCCAGACGGGUUCGAUCCGGCCUCUCACUAGCCAAGAGCGUCUCCACCAAUAAUAUUGCAGGUGGGACGGAGGACGCUGUGGGUCUCAGAAGGAUUCUGUCUCAGUCUACAGAGUCUCUAAACUUCAGGAGCAGAACUUUGUCCAUGGAGUCUCUCACUGAUGAUGGUGAGUGGUGGUGGAGCCCCCUGCUGGAGGAGCUGCAGGCGGAGGGAAGCUGUGUUCAGGCCGACAGCUGGAGUCUCGCUGUGGAGCCGACCUUCCUGCAGACGCUGCACAAAGACCUGAUCAAGCAGCAGGACGUCAUCUAUGAGCUGAUCCAGACAGAGUUCCACCAUGUCCGGACGCUGCGGAUCAUGGAGGGGGUGUACCGGCGGGGCAUGCUGGAGGAGGUGAUGCUGGAGGCAGGCGUGGUGCACACCAUCUUCCCCUGUCUGGACCAGAUGGUGGAGCUCCACUCCAGCUUUCUGUCAGAGCUGCUGAGCAAGAGGAAGGAGGGACUGGUGGAGGGCACCACCAACUUCACGGUCCGCCAGUUGGGAGACCUGCUGCUCCGUCAGUUUUCAGGCCAGUUUGCAGACGAUAUGAAGAAACUUUACUCCGAGUUCUGCAGUCGACAUCCCAAAGCUGUGAAACUCUACAAAGAAGUUUUAACUCGAGACCGAAGGCUCCAGCAGUUCAUCAGACGUGUCUGUCGUGGUCCUCUUCUGCGUCGUCAUGGCAUCCAGGAGUGCAUCCUGUUGGUAACACAGCGAAUCACAAAGUACCCCGUCCUUAUCCAGCGGAUCCUCGACAACACCAAAGGAAACGAGGAGGAGGCGCAAGCUCUAAGCCGGGCCUUGUGCCUCUUGAAGGAGCUGAUCAGCUCGGUGGACCAGGAGGUUCUAGAGCUGGAUCGGGCCAGGAGGCUGCAGGAGAUCCAGGCCCGGCUGGAUCCACGAGCACAGGCGGAGGUCCGGGGAGGAGGAGUGUUCAGAGGAGGAGAGCUGCUGAGAAGAAAACUCCUGUAUGAGGGGACGCUGCAGUGGAAGGUCCAGGGCUCCAGAAUGAAGGAUGUGCAGGUGUUGCUGAUGUCAGACAUCCUGGUUUUCCUUCAGGAGAAAGACCAGAAGUUCACCUUUGCAUCACUGGACAAGUCUCCAGUGGUGUCGCUGAAUAAACUGAUCGUCAGAGACAUAGCCAAUCAGGAGCGAGGCAUGUACCUGAUCAGUGACACCCCUCCAGAGAUGUAUGAGCUGCAUGUGUCAUCCAAAGGUGAUCGCCGCACCUGGAUGAGCCGCAUCCAGCAGGCUGUGCUCAGUUGUCCAUCCAGAGACGAGUUUCCUCUCAUUGAAACUGAAGACAAGGCUUUACUGCGCAGACUCAGAGCGGACAUCCAACAGAAGGACCGGGAGGUGCUGGAGCUCCUGCAGGAACGCGUCACUCUGUUUUCUGACCUGGUGGAGGCGACAGGCAGAGGAGGAGCAGAAGAAGACGGAGGUGUGGAGGUCAAAACGUCCUCAUCCAGGAACCUGUUUAGAGCUGACCCUUCUCACGCUCCUCAGGGCGAGCCGCUGCUCCUCGCCGCCAUCGGUGAAGUUGACAAGCUGACUGAGCUGCUGUCAGAGUGCAGCAUCAACAAGUCCUCCGUAACCAACGGCAACCAGGACUUGAGCAAUGGAGACUCAAGUUCUCUGAAUGGUUCCUUUGAGGUGAACAGCAGCUCUUCUAAGGACAGAAAUGGUAACCAGCUGCAGGAACAAACCCUGAAUGAGGAAGUCUGUCAGCGACUGGUCAACCUGAGCACACAGCUUCAUGCCCUGCAGGCUGCUGUGAUUCGUCAGGAUUCGAUACUGGAGCUGUCAUUAAGCACAGGCCAUACCCCCUCCACCGCCCCCGGGUCCGGUUCCGUCCCUCGCCUCAGCCGGUCGGUGUCGCGGGACACUGGACUGGAUGCCAGUGGGGAGGCGGUGUUGCUACGGCGACAGGUGGAGCUGCUGCAGGAGGAGGUCACACGGCUGCGUCUUAGGGGGGAGGAGCCAAUCCGGGAAGGGGCGGGGUCAAGGAGAAGGAGCAGCAAUGGAGAGAUCAGUGACGUCAUCAAGGGAGAACCACAGGUUAACAGGAGGCGUGGCAGCAGGGACCUGGAACUCCGCCCCCUCGCCCCAUUGGCUACUCAGGAUCCGACUGAUCAAUUAGAUGGCGUCCACGAAGGAAACGAGGAGGAAGAGGAGGAAGUGAUGAAGAUCUCUCCUCGCUCUGACAGCCCCAGAGACCUGCAGGACAUCCCGGAGGAGAGUGAGAGUUAACCUCACACCUGCACCUGAUGACCUCAGGGAACUCUGCUGAUGUCACUGUUAUCGCCGUGAUGUUACAGAUGGACAUUGUAAAAGGAGCUGGAGAUGACGUCAUUUACUGUCUUGGAGUUUUUACCAAAUCAGAUCUCAGCUGUCUGACUUUUGUUCCUCAAACGUUUUCUGAGCGUUGCUGUUAGGUUAGAAACAGGAAGUAUAACCAUGUGACCUGUUUACAUCAUCAUGUCUGCUGGAGCUCCGCCCACAAGUGCUGGAAUGGGUGGAGUUUAAAGGGAGGGCUUUUAUUGGGUAUAAAGGGUAUCAUUGGGUUUGUUGAAAAUUGGAAGGUUGUUUGAUACUAAUGGUUAAAGUUUAACAUUUCUGCCUCAAAGCUCACUUUAAAGUCUCCGUCUGCUUCAAACAAACCUGGUCAGGUUUUCAUUCAAGAGUCUGUCCAAGUCCUCGCUGUUUAAGGGUCCUCGCUGAGUUGCCUCAGCUUUAAAGUCUUUGAGAGUCUAAUGUAGUAUUUGUUUAUUUGUUUGUUUGUUUGUAAAGACCAAUGUGAGAAGCACCAGCAGUAAACAGCAGUUCAAAUGUUGGACAGAAUGCAGGACGAGAGGACAUUUGGAUUUAUGCUGUACAGAUAGUGGAUCUGGUGCUGUUCUGAUCCGGAUCAGUUUGUUUGAUGCAGACGGAUUUAUUCAGCCUAAUGAGACACAUUAACGACCACCACACUACAUUACCCAGGAUGCCUUUAGAUCUACCGUCACAGCCUGCUGUCAGUGGAGACUCAGAGAUUAUAAUGUGUUAUUUAUAAAAAGCAUAAAAUGCCAGUGUAGUCAUAGAAAAAUUUGAUUCUGUCCAUGGAACUUUAGCUUCAGAAUAUUUAGUAAACAAAAAGAAUCUGUUUUUAUGUUUCUUUAUACAUGAAACCAAAAAUCUGUUGAACAUGAGGACAAAGUGAAAACAAAUGUUUACAUUUGAAUCACAGCAUAAAAACAAAAAUCUCAGUUUGUUCAGACUGAAUGUGCAGCUUUUACUCCACAGGUAAACUCACCUGACUAUGUGCACUGAGUUCACCUGGCGUUUUAACAAACUUAUAACUCAGAGCUACAUGAGUCGUGAGGACUGGGAGAACUAGGAGAACUGGGAAGUGUAGUUACUACAGAAAGGGGGGGGGGGGGGGUUGGGUCGGGUUACUUUGAGCUGAAUCGUAGAUCAGGUGUGUUUAUUAAAGUGCAGGUGUUCUUCCUGUCUGUUAGCAUGGUAGCAUGGCUGUGUCUUUUAUACUUGUGUAGGACGAUGGUUUAAUUGACCAAUCAGCUGGUUUGUGUUGACGCCUGGGAGGUGAUGAGGUCAGCUCCUCCUGAUGAUGAUGAUGCUGUCGCCUGAUGAAGGACCUUUUAUUGAUGUAGAAAACACGAGGACAUGUUUAGAGCCACAAAAUUGAACUUUCAACUUCUGCAAAAUGUCCAAAUGUUUCAUUUUACACUCAGACUGAUGCAGACUGUUGCCAUGGACACCGUCACAAUGGACACUGUAACCAUGGACACUACUGAGUCUGCUCUCUGUGAGACGGCGAUGGAGUAUUUGAUGGAAACGUGACCUACAGUGCGAAGAAAACAUGAUAUGAAACAUGUGACCAAACAGUUUGUAUUCAGCUCUGAUUAAUGUGUUUCAGUAUAAACACUAUUAAUGUUUGUCAAUGACAUGUUUAUUCUUCAUGUUAACAAGAAGUGUUUUCCAUUUAUGGAGGAAAUGAGCUCCCGUUUUAUGACUGAACUGCUAUCUUCCUAACGUGAAUCAUCCUGAUAUCUUAAACUUGACCAAGAGAAAAAAUAAGUUUAUCAGCAUGAAGUCUGAAGACUUUACUCAUUUUUAAAAGUUGCCUUUUGUGUUGUUAUUCUAAAAUGUGUCAAACAUCAGGGUCCAAAUAAUUUCUAAGUGAUUAUACCUUAACUCUGGAGGCUUAAAUUCACCAAUGGACAGAUGUGACACUGUGAUGUCCAGAUGUGAUGCUGUAAUGUUUCAUUUGAGCUCAGUUUAACAGCUGUAAAGUUGACUGAAAUGCUUGUAUCUCAUCAGUGUAUUCUUGCUGUAUGUCUCUGACUCUUUAUAAAUCUAAUCAGCUAA